Molecule: messenger RNA, 2137 nt
Organism: Stegodyphus dumicola
Lineage: Eukaryota; Metazoa; Arthropoda; Arachnida; Araneae; Eresidae
Gene: loj
Product: p24 family member logjam
Source: RefSeq, a predicted model, not a curated record
UUCAGCAUCCGCUCGCUGGCAAACAUGGCCUCCGCUGAUCGGUGGUUGAUUUGUGUUAUUGUAGUGUGCUGUUGCAUUACUUUCUGUCUGUCCGAAACGUAUACAUUUAACCAAAACAUAGGGGUAGCGUAUGAAUUUAAAAUACAUGUUGAUGCUGGAAAGGAAGAAUGCUUUAGCCAGUACAUUCAUCCUGGGUCAACAUUUUACGUCGCUUUUCAGGUUAUGCGAGGUGGUGAUGGAAUGGCAGGUUUUGCAGUAAGACAUCCAUCUGGUCAAUUAGUCUUGCCUUAUUACUGGAAACCAAGUGCUGAAUAUGAAGAGCAAUCUGCUGACCCUGGAGGUUAUUACCACUUAUGUAUAGACAACUCUUUAUCACGAUUUGCUUCUAAAUUAGUCAGCAUGUAUGUUAAUUCAUUUAAACGUGACAAAUGGGAAGAUUACGUUAAAGAAUUAGAAGACAUGGAUGUUACUGUAGCCAAUUUUACGGCUACCCUUCAAACUGUUGAUGGGCAAAUUGGAGAAAUGUUAAAAUAUCAAGAUCAUUCCCGUCGUCAGAUGUCAAAAGAUUGGUAUCUUGUGGACAGUAACCACAGUUAUAUACAAUCAUGGUCCAUAGCACAAUGCACUGUGAUAUUCUUGACUUCUACACUUCAAGUUUUCUUUGUGCGUAAACUUUUUGAUACGAAAAACGUCACACCUACCUCUAAACCUCGAGCUUAAAAAAAUAGUAGAAAUCUUAGCCAAUUUUCAAUAUCACUUUAAUUCUCUAUAUUUUAGUAGCAUGUGUAUUAUAUUUAUAUUAUGACAUAAUUCUUUUAAAUACUCAUAUGCAUUUAAUAUGUUUAAAAAUUACUUCAGAAAUGUGAUAGACCAAAUUGUUAAAUUCCCAUUCUAUUGACAAUAUAUAUUAUACUCAGUUGAUUAUAGAGGGUAAUUAUGUUUACAUUCAGCUUCAAAAAAUAGUAGAAAUCUUAGCCAAUUUUCAAUAUUACUUUAACUCUCUAUAUUUCAGUAGCAAUCAUUUAUAUUAUGACAUAAUUCUUUUAAAUACUCAUAUACAUUUAAUGUUUAAAAGUUGUUUCACAAACAUGAUAAACCAAAUUGUUAAUUUCUCAGUCUAUUGACAAUAUAUAUAAUACUAUAGUGAUUAUAGAGGGUAAUUAUGCUUAUUUUCAAGCUAAAUUUACAUUUUUUACAUUAUGUGGAUGAAAAACGACGAGCCAAAAUAAGAAGUUAUAAGAAAUUGUAAUCUAAAAAGUGUCAAGCUUUUUUAUGCGAGACUUAGAAAAUGAUUAGUUUUCUAUUAUAUAAUCAUUAGUACCAAAAAUAACAAUGAAUGUACAAAAUUUUUGUUUCAAGACUGUUACAUUUAAAGGUUUUUGAUGUUGGUUCGUGUAAACAGUAUAUGUAUAGCUCAUACUGAUUAUCUUACUAUAAUAUUUUUUUAAUUACUGUUGUAUAUGCAUAUCUAACUAUACAUCCUAAAUAUAUGAACAAUCAAAGAUUACAAUCAUGAAAAUAAUUUAUAUAAAAAUGAAAAUUAAACUUUUGCUAUUUAUUUAAUUGCCUUUCAUAAUUCUUGACUGCUGAAAUGCUGCUUAAUUUUUAUUACUAUUAUUAUUUUAAUUCUAGUAACUUGAACUGUGUAUUUUAUAUAAGAAGGAAGUUUUUUGUUUGACAUCAUAUUUUAUAGGAAAUUUUUUUUUGAAAAAUUCAUUUUUAUUACACUUAUGACUAGAAUACUCAUUAUUAGUCACUAUUUAAUUAAAUUGUUUAUAGCUAUAUAUGUUAUGGAACACUAUUUUUAAUGGAAUUUAAAUAUUGUAUCUCAAAUUCAAGUUUCUUUCUAUGUUGUUUUUAUGUGUUACUUAAAAGUUUUAACCCAUUGAUUAACCAGAACUGUGUUAUGGUGACCUUCUUGACAGUUUGAAUAGUAUAAUACAUCAAUCCUUUUCUAAGAAACUGUUAAUUCAUUUCUUAUGAAAGUCAUAAGGAAGCAAAUUUAGAUGUCAUAACUAUAUUUAAAAAUUGUUAAAAAAUUAAUAUAUAUUUUUCUUUCAUUACAUUAAUACAUGCAUAGAUAGAAGAAUAAUUUUAUUAUAUGUAAAUUAAAUUUUAAGAUUUGCUUAUAUUUUAU